AUGAGCAGCCCUAACCACUCCACCCCCGCGCCGCUCCCCGCCACUACCACCUCCACCACCACCUCAGACGACGCUAGACACGAUUCUCCAGCGCCCCGCUCCGGCGCGCUCCCGAACACGUCGACGGACGCCGCUCCCGAACCUUCGAGCGCCCCCGCGCCGCCCCCGGUGAACCUCCAGGCCUUUACCGACCGCGCCCUGCGCUUCCUCUCCACCGCCACCAACGAGACGCUUGGCGCGUGCUUGGUCGGUCUGGGAGCAACCACGUACCUGGUGCUGGGCAGAGUGGGACUUGUCCUCAUCGGUGUCGUCGGAGGCAUAGUACUGCAUGCGCAGUGGGAAGGUGGUGGCCUACACGGAGAUGGCGCCAGCCGGGCCGCCGAGGAGAAGAGACGCAAGGACAUCGGCCUGGACGUCGUACACAGAGUUCUGAAAGCUAGGAAUUCCGCAAAGGAAGAAGAAGCUGCGGAACGGCGAAAUGCAGAGGUCGAUGUUCAGCUCUUCUCCGGGAAGCAGCUCGAUUAUUCGGCUUUCCGGCCGGAGACAGGCGCCGCGCUCAACGAGCUGACGGACGCUGUCAUCAAGGAAUAUGUCAAGUGGUGGUAUAAUCCCAUCAUCCCCGGCGAAUUCGCUUUCCCCGCCGCUUGCCGCAACACGUUGGCCGCCUUCAUCAUCUCAGUCUCCAACCACCUUUCCCGGAAACGACCUGCUGAUCUGUUCCUUGAAUUCCUGACAAACUCCUCCGCAAUUGUAAUCGUUUUCCUGCACGAACUUUCCGGCGCCUUAGCAUCAUCUCCGAACACACCGCCGGCCGAGGCGGUUCAGAAUUACCUGAAACUGAAGCCGGACUGUAACCUCGCCAGUGUGUUGGACCGGAAGCAUCAGGCAAAGAAGUUGGACAUGGUCGCAGAUGAUGUCCUCGAGAACUAUCUGGAAUCAAAAACUUACAACUGCAAGCCUGCGAGGGUAUUCCUGAGGGAGAUUUUGGCAAAGGUCGUAUUGGACAUGACCAUCACUUCCUGCUCGACACCCGAAUGUAUCAAUGGUUGGAUAGUGUACUUUUUGGAAGAAGGCGAACCGGAGUUCAUGAACGCCAUAGAUGCGGGUGUAGAGGGUGCCACUGGCCAGCCCACGAGCAAGAGCCAGGGAGAAACCAAGCAGCAAGCGGCCGAGCGCGAAAAUGCUGCUGGCUCCCCCAGCGAGGAGGGCACCGAAGACUCGAAGAAGCACAAACGCACCGUUAGCAGGGCGCAGGACGCCAUGGACGAUGCGAUGAAAGAGGCACAGCGCCUCACGCAGAUGAUUGUCGAGGACGACGCUCGCAGGCUGCGUGAACAACUCGACAGGGAGGAUACAGAGAAGGAUAAGGGAAAGUCGAGUACGAGCUUCAACGACGACAUGUCCGAAAGCACCACGCAAGGUGUAGCCACCCCCAGCUCUUCCCAGAGCGACCACAACGACGACCGCCGGGCUUCUCUGCAGGACUCCACUUUUAUGAAAAGCCCCAACGAUUCCAUAACGAAAGCGACGAACCCAUCAGAAAAGACAAGCUCAAAAGAGCCGCAAAUCUCUUCCCCGUCGUCGAAGCGCCAAACCUUUACGAGCUUCGACCAAAUUGUGACUGAGAAAACGCCCACCGCGUUAGGAGGAACUCCGCAGGAAAUCCCCAAGCCUCCUCCAUUGACCUUGCAUAAUGCCAACAUUGCCAUCUUCGACGAUGCGACGCCGGGAGACAAGUCCACCAUCAAGUCGAAACCGGUCGGCGAUUAUCUCAUCCAGAUCGAGCCAUCGACAUCGCACCAUUCCGGAUGGAUGAUUGCUAGAAAGUACGCUGACUUUGAGACCUUGCACGAAGUGCUUAAACGCAUUUCGAUUGUCUCGGGCGUGCCAGGCUUUACCGAAGCGCAUUCCAAGCUGCCUUCUUGGAAGGGCCAUACCAAGUCUUCACUGCGCGGUGAACUCGAAAGGUAUCUCAAUGACGCCAUGUCGUGGCAGCCCCUUGCUGAGAGCGAAGGAAUGAAGAGAUUCCUUGAGAAGGAGCGUGGUCUGGACGGAUCGCCUGUACUCACCAAACCAGGCUUCGGCUGGCCGACGCCGUCGGCGUUCGAAGCAAUGGGUAAGGGCAUGUUUGACGCUCUUGCCAAAGCGCCCAAGGAAGUCGCUGGAGGAGGAAAGGCCGUGUUCGGCAACAUCACCGGCGCAUUUGGAGCCCUGGGCCCGAAGCGGAAGACGACCAUUAGCAAGUCCGCCGAAAACAGCGGACCCGAGCAAUCGACGCCGACGCCGAGCUCCAGGCACAAGCGGGCAGAGAGCACCGUGUCGGAGCUACCAAAUCCCACGCACAUGCGCUCGGAGAGCAUGCUUUCGAUCGCGCCGGGCCGGCGCAGCCAGGACAGCGUGCGCUCCCCUGUCACAGCCAGCCGGCGGAGCACCGACAGCCUACGCACUUCGCCCAUCAUUGACCAGCAGCCCGCACCGAUUGCGCAGAUGGAGCGCCGCCCCAGCUACCAACCAGACUUGGACGCGGAGUACAAGAUGCGGCCGACGUCAUCGUCUAGGUCGUCCGUGUACGGCCGCUCGAGCGUCGAGCACAGCCGCGCGCCUAGCCGUUCCACGUCUGCUCGCGAGAGCCUAGACAUCUCGCCUCUUAUGGGCGGAGACCAAAUCCUGAACCUGCCGCCGUUGCCGUCGGAUAUCACGGACGACUACGUCGGCGAGGGAGGCCCGUUGAGCCCGCCGCAGCAGCGCAAGCGGCGCAGCGAGGAGUCGAGGCGCUUGUCACGGGCGUCGACGGCCGCGGCGUCCGAGCCGGCGCAUGUGAACGGCGGGAGCCCACCGAAGACGACGACGCGGUCAGCGACGACGAGCACGACGGCGACGGCGACGGAGAAAGACCGGUCAUCCGUGGUGCCGAAGACGCAGCAGCCGCUGAACGAGCAGGAGACGCAGAUGGCGGUGGAGCUGUUCUUCGCCAUCAUCAACGAGCUGUACACGAUGUCGUCGGUAUGGCAGAUCCGCAAGUCGCUCCUCACGGCGGCAAAGACGUUCCUCCUGCGGCCCGGGAACCCGCAGCUCGAGAGCAUCCGCGUGCUCCUGCAAGACACGGUGCUCGAGGCGAAUAGCUCGGACACGGGCAUUGCGGGACACCUGCUCAAGCUGCGCAUGAACGCGCUGCCCAGCGACGAGGAGCGCAGUAAAUGGCCGGGGCCGAUGAGCCCGGAGGAUAAGGAGCGGUUGCGGGUUAAGGCACGGAAGCUGCUGGUUGAGCGGGGCAUGCCGCAGGCGCUGACGAGCGUGAUGGGCCAGGCGGCGAGUGGCGAGGCGUUGGGCCGAGUGUUUGAUUGCUUGCAGGUCGAGAGCGUGGCGAGGGGGUUUGUGUUCGGGCUGUUGUUGCAGGGCGUGCGGGCCGUGACGGCGUAG
This is a messenger RNA of Aplosporella prunicola CBS 121167, 3420 nucleotides long. RefSeq lists its product as uncharacterized. Gene Ontology annotation, molecular function: phosphatidylinositol binding. Gene Ontology annotation, cellular component: intracellular membrane-bounded organelle. The transcript is spliced from 2 exons. Lineage: Eukaryota; Fungi; Ascomycota; Dothideomycetes; Botryosphaeriales; Aplosporellaceae. Bases 1 to 3420 code for a protein of 1139 amino acids. The record is from RefSeq and is a predicted model, not a curated record.